Molecule: messenger RNA, 1007 nt
Organism: Myzus persicae (green peach aphid)
Lineage: Eukaryota; Metazoa; Arthropoda; Insecta; Hemiptera; Aphididae
Gene: SmF
Product: small nuclear ribonucleoprotein F
Exons: 3
Coding region: 162-431 (89 amino acids)
Biological process (GO): spliceosomal snRNP assembly; mRNA splicing, via spliceosome
Cellular component (GO): U1 snRNP; catalytic step 2 spliceosome
Molecular function (GO): RNA binding
Source: RefSeq, a predicted model, not a curated record
GAAAAGAUAAUGGCAGCCGGCAGGACUAAAAAAUGAAAAUAUAUUGUUUAUCUAUUUAUUAGUUUGAUUUUGAUAGUUUCAACUUUCAACUCGCGCGUGUGAAUAGCGUCUGCUAUUAUUUUAAAUUUUAAAAGAACGAUCAUCAAAUAACAUACAUAAUCAUGGCUACUAUGCCGGUAAAUCCAAAACCAUACCUUAAUGGUCUUAUGGGUAAAACCAUAAUCGUUAAGCUUAAAUGGGGUCAUGAAUACAAAGGAUUUUUGGUGUCCACUGACAAUUAUAUGAACAUACAAUUAGCUAGUGCUACAGAAUUUGUGGAGGGUAGUGAACCAGCUCUAUUAGGCGAAAUUAUGAUUAGGUGUAAUAACGUUCUUUACAUCAGAUCAGUUGAUGAUGAAAAUGAAGAGGCUGAUGCAGAGAUGAAAGAAUGAAUUAGGUAUUAAAAACUCAACCAAAUUUUCAAAAUAAAUUUAAUUUUACUUUAAUAUAUAUAUAUAUAUGUAUAAACUAAGACAUUAGUAUUAAAUUAUAAAUAAAAUUAAAUACUUUUGUUUAUGUUUUUCUAUUUAUAUUUGGGUUAAAAAAAAAGUAUACUGGUACCUAUUCAGUGGCAAAGCCAUACAUAGUUGCCACAGCCCUGGAUGACCGGACUCCGACAUAAUUAGGGCUUCCAUAUAUUACUGCUAUACAGUCAUAUAAUACAAUUUAUUCAUAUCAAUCAACAUUCAUUAAAUACUUAUAGCCUUAUAGUACCUAUAGUUUAAUUAUAAUCUUAAAAAAUAAAUGGAAUAUAAAAAAAUUAAAUUAACAAUUUAAGUUGAGAGGUCCCACCAAAUAACUCCCUGAAAUGUCUAAGUAGUGUUCUGCCGAGUGGCCUCAUUUAGACCGCGCAAGGUGUACAUUUGUAUAUUUGAAAGCCAAUAUUAUUGUGAUUUAGCCCAUUUUUUAAAUUGGUAGGCCUGAAAAAUGGAUUAAUUCCAGGCAGUGUUUGUGGCCUGCAAAAAAAA